Zymoseptoria tritici IPO323 is the source of this 553-nucleotide messenger RNA. RefSeq lists its product as uncharacterized. Lineage: Eukaryota; Fungi; Ascomycota; Dothideomycetes; Mycosphaerellales; Mycosphaerellaceae. The record is from RefSeq and is a predicted model, not a curated record. Bases 72 to 290 code for a protein of 72 amino acids. The transcript has 2 exons.
UCAUCGGUAUCGGCUGACUUGUUGUUCUCUCAUCUUCCACGGGGAAGGGAGAAGUACUCCAAGUCGUCAAAAUGUCUCGAAUCAUUCUUUGUUGUGGCUCUUGGAUCUUUUCCGCGCUAGUGGGAUUUUUUGGACACGCGCUCGGCGAGGUGCUCGAUCAGCUUCGAUGGGACCGUCAUCGUGCAGUUCUCAGGAGGCAGUCGGAAUGGAGCUCCCGGAUCAUGGUCGGUCCACCGAUUCUUUGCACAUCUGUCUUUUGGGAACCAGAGCGAAGGCCGAUCGAUUGCUAACGGGGAGAGCUGUAGAUUGAAUCAUCAGUCAUCAGCGUCGAUAUCAGGAGGUUCGAGAGCGCUGAAAGUGACAAGUAGACUGUUUCUGCUCACGGAUCAAGCAGUCAUGGUCGUAUGUAUCUGGCUUUGGUUGCAUCUGAGGCAUCUGAGCAAAGAAGUGGUGACCCGGAUUCUUCCUUUCUCAGCUGACAGGUGCUCUAUUAGAAGCACGUACAUCGAGUGGUAGUGCGGCUCAUCAUUCAAAUACCAGCGAUGAAGCGACG